Molecule: messenger RNA, 759 nt
Organism: Penicillium pulvis
Lineage: Eukaryota; Fungi; Ascomycota; Eurotiomycetes; Eurotiales; Aspergillaceae
Exons: 2
Coding region: 1-759 (252 amino acids)
Source: RefSeq, a predicted model, not a curated record
AUGUACAUUCUACCCUGGGUCCUUUCCUUGGUGGCAGUGUCGAGUGCUGCUCCAACAAACUUCUUCGACGAUGCCUAUGACUUCUCCGAAGAGCUUCUUGGAUACUACAGCAAAGUGAGCCAAAAAAUCAACCAAAUUGGGCAGACAUCCGAGGCAUCAGCUGUGCAAUGCGAUACAUCCAAAAUCUCGCUUCCAUCUUAUGCAUCCAGUCUGCCAAGUCCGACUGGUCUGUCACCCUUGUAUGUGGGUCUUGGAAGAGGUACUCAGAACUAUACCUGUGCCGAUUCCACCUCAGGCUCCACACCUACAGCCAUUGGCGCGGUCGCGAACCUCUAUAAUACCACUUGCCUUGCUGCAAACUACCCAGAGGUUCUGCAGAUGCUCCCUACCAUUGCAUACAAGAUUGCUAUUCCUACAAGCGAGUAUGCGACGUUCCCACCCGCCAACCUUGAAUUGAUGGGCCACCACUUUUUCUAUAAUUCUACCACGCCUGAAUUCAACUUGGAUACCACCACGGAGAAGCAAUAUGGUAUUGCGAUGACCAACAAGAUUGAUACAAUUGAUGCCCCUUCGAGCGCUACCGAGGGCCAAUACGGUGCUGUUGCCUGGCUCUACCUCAAGGCUGUAUCUGGCACUGUCGGCAAUUAUAAGGCCGUCUACCGAGUCGAUACUGCCUCGGGUUCCCCCCCAACCACCUGUAAGGGGAUGGAGUCUUCGUUUGAAAUUCAGUAUGCCGCACUCUAUUACUUCUAUGGCUAG